This is a messenger RNA of Lucilia sericata (common green bottle fly), 2373 nucleotides long. Its product is annotated as solute carrier family 22 member 3. Bases 339 to 2102 code for a protein of 587 amino acids. The transcript is spliced from 6 exons. Lineage: Eukaryota; Metazoa; Arthropoda; Insecta; Diptera; Calliphoridae. Gene Ontology annotation, biological process: transmembrane transport. The record is from RefSeq and is a predicted model, not a curated record. Gene Ontology annotation, molecular function: transmembrane transporter activity.
UCAGCAAAAGGGAAAAUACUUAAAAAAAAAAAUAUCAAAAAAAUUACCAUAAAAAAUUAAUUUAAAAACAUGCAAAAAAGGAAUAAAUAUAAUAAUAAAAUAGAAAUGCAUAUGAGAGUAAUUUUUUGAUGGAAAUAGAAUUUGAAAUUGUGGUUUCAUGCCUGACUGAGAGACUAAAAGUGAAGGUCAGAAUUAUGAGAGGCUUUAAACAGUAAGUUUAGAAAGAAAAGAGAUAGAAAAACCCAAAAGCAGAAAAUAAAAAUAAUCUCAUCUUAAGUGAUAGCACUAAGAAGUUUAAAGUUUUAACCCUAAUAAUUAUAAGAAUUAUAAAAUUAAAAAUGAAUGGCACCAAAGCUUCACCUAAAGCCUCUCCUAAAAUGGGCCAACGUAAUUUAGCUUACAUAUCAGAAGCUCCCGAUAUAAACCAUGCAACAAGACAGCAAAACACAAAUCUUCCACCUAAUUCUACCCCAAGAACAGCAGCCACCACAGCGACAUCUUCCCCAGCUACUGAUAUUAUAGGAGAAAUUACAGGCGAUUUUGGUGUCUGGCAACUUAGAACGAUACUCAUUAUCUUUCUUUGUAAAAUUCCCGCCUCUUGGUUUAUGGCUUGUAUAAUAUUCACCGCCCCAGAACUCUAUCCCCGCACAGAGUUUGUUUGUGAUGCAACAUCUUUAAAACCAAAUCAAAGUAUUACAAGAGAUCAGUGUUAUAUAGACGAUGUAGUUACGGGUCAACGUGAGGAGUGUACACAAUUUUUAUAUGAUUUCAGUUUUCAAUCGCUUAUCAUGCAAUUCAAUUUGGUGUGUUUGAGGGAUAUUUUCGUGGCGUGGACCCAAUACUGGCAUUUGUUUGGUGUUUUGGUGGGUGGUGUGGCAGCUACGAAAAUGAUGUUAUUCAUUAGUCCCCGCAAUGUGUAUUUUAUUGGCCAGAUAGCCCAGAUUAUUUGUGGUGUAGUGACAGGUUAUGCUCGUGACUUUAGUUUACACUGUGCUUUCCGAUGUUUGUCGGCGGUUUGCUGCGCUAUCAUGUUUACUUCGGGUCAAGCGAUAUUUGCCGAUAUCACUUCUGGCAUUUACCGAAUCGGAGCCAUCAUACUCUACGAUACAUUCUGGUCUCUAGGCGUCAUCUUUCUACCCUCUCUUUCUGCCUUUUUCAAUAGUUGGACUCACAUCUAUCUCGGUAUUACAUUCCCUACAUUAUUUUUAACUUUACUCCUACAAUGGACCCCAGAAUCUCCACGUUGGCUCUUAAAAAAUGGCGAUGAUAAAGUGAUUAAUCGUGUGGCAGAUAUAGUGCGUGAGGGAGCUGCCAUAAAUCAUCGUCUCGAUAAGAUACCCGAAGAUUUUCAUCAACAAUUACAAAAUUUGAGAGUAAAAAUGAAAGCUGCUCCAGCGCCCGCUAAAUGGUUGGAAUUGUGGCAGGGGCCCAGAGCAAAAGUGCACAUGAUAGCGGCACAUUUGGCUUUGGCAGCGUUUAUUAUAAAUUUCAUGGGCAUGUUGUUGAAUAUGAGAUCAUUUGGCAGGGAUUAUUUAGUGCCAAAUACUGUGGCAAUGGGCUUUUCCGAAAUAUUUGGCUGCCUUUUGGCUUUACAUUUCACUUUAAAGCACAAUAAAUGGAAGUGGCAAUGGGCUGGGGGUUUCAAUAUUUUAGCGGGAAUAUUGGGUUGUCUAGGCUGGUUAUUUAGUUCAGCUGAAAUGGAUCCCGAAUUGAAAGUCACCUUGUGGAUGAUAAUUGCCACCAUACCCAAAGCUGCUGUCUCAUGUGCCCAAUCCAUGAUAUUAGCCUGUAUGAACGAAGUCAUGCCGGCCAAUAAGAAAGUCCCCUUUGUCUUCUCGGUAGUAACAUGGGCCCGCAUCUGGCUGCUGUCAGCUCCGUUUGUUAAUGUUCUUAAGAAAAUCGAUGUAGCCCUGUCUCUUAGUACUUAUUGUGCUCUAAGUAUAUUUGGUGGCUUUUUCACCUGUCUCAUUUUGACACCCAGAACGCCAAAACCAGCAGUAGGAGAGGAAGGCAGCAGAACGAGAAAUAAUAAUAAAAAUGCAUCACCGUUGGCAAAGACUGUCUGGACAACGGAAACAAAUGUAAAUAAUACUCGUCUUUAAUAGAGGAGACAAUAAUUGCCGCAGGAAGGAAGGCAGUAUAUUUGUAGUUAAUUUAGUUUAACUGAGAAGAAAACUUUAUUACAAACAAAAAGUGUGAUAAUAAAAACAGUUAUUAAAGAGUUUAGCUAGAAGCAAAUGACAGAAUAAAAUUAAACACAAUGUAUUGUAGUCGUACUUAAACUAAUUGUAAGAAUUAAUGUAAAGUUUUAAUUUUUUAUAUUAAAGAAAUCAACUAAUAAAUGUGAUGAUUUUACGAUAUUAAGAUGUUAAA